This is a messenger RNA of Contarinia nasturtii (swede midge), 3536 nucleotides long. Its product is annotated as flocculation protein FLO11-like. Bases 108 to 3437 code for a protein of 1109 amino acids. Gene Ontology annotation, cellular component: extracellular region. Lineage: Eukaryota; Metazoa; Arthropoda; Insecta; Diptera; Cecidomyiidae. The transcript is spliced from 7 exons. Gene Ontology annotation, molecular function: chitin binding. The record is from RefSeq and is a predicted model, not a curated record.
AAAUCAACAAGUUAAUUUUGUGUCACAUCUCUGCUGAACCAUUUUUCAAUUACUAUAACUCUUGGUGUGUGUCUCAGUAGUUGCGCGUAUAAGUGAAUUCGAAUAAAAUGUGGUGCCAUAUAAAGAUCAUUCUGUCUUUGCUAGUUGUGGUUAAAAUUGCCGAAUCGAAAGCUAUCGAUGCCAAAACGAAUCCAUGUAAUAAAGAUGAAUACUUAAAUCCGGUGACCAAAAAUUGUUCGGCCCUUCUGGGGGGCGGAGAAGCAAUGUUUAUUGAUCAAAGCAAACAAUGUGUCAACAAUUUCAUUGGAGUGAAACCUUAUCCGGACAAUGAGAAAUUUUACGUAAUAUGCGACACGGAUUUCGUCGUCUUAGCCAACUGUCGAGACAAUUCAAGAUUUGAUACGAACACUUUAAAAUGUGAAGCGAUUAACAAAUUUCCCUGCAAUGUGACACAAAUGCCAACAUGCAUAAAUUCUGGACGCUUUGCUCUCGAGCAAAAUUGCUCAUGCUUCUACACAUGCAACAGUGCCGAUGGUAAAGAGGAAUUGAUUUCAACAAUAAUGCAAUGUCCAGGAACGUCGCUGUACUCGCCGGCAAUCAGAAGAUGCUCAUACUCAUUUAAAACCCCACCAACUGAGAUUUUGAAUGAAAGUGACAUUGAUCCGGACGAAAGAGGAAUAUUCCCGCCAUGCACAAAGCCCGGGAAGUUUCGUGUGCCGACCGAUUGUUCGAAAUAUUAUACAUGCAGUACAAAGACUAAUGGACGAUUUUAUCAAUCCCGAUUCAAGUGUUCAGAUGGCUUUUAUUACGAUUGUAAGCUUGAAGAAUGCAAACCCUAUGCAGAAGUCACAUGCGAUAUGAUGUCAAUCGUUGAAAUUUUAAAUUUAUUUGAUUAUUAUCGGACACAAAAAUGCGGCAAGCUGAACAACACAGAUAAUGAAUCGAUUGUACAAUGUAUGAAUGCAACGAACGAACCGAAUAUCAUAACAACCGAGCAAUCGACCAAAAUUGAUAUUAUUUCAUCGACGCCCGAGCAAAUCCUCAACACAGUUACAACACCCAAACCAAAUGUGAAUACAGCUUCGAACGAAUCACAAAUUGAAACAUCAACUGCAACUUCUCUUUUUUCAUCAACCCACGAUUAUGAUGAUGAUGAUGAAAAAAUGGAAUUACUCAGUGCUGAAAGUUCUCUGCGAGAACGCAAAAGAAAAACGACAUUAGCUCCGGCUAGCACAACAAUCACAUCAGUAGGUGAAAAAACAUCAUCAUUUGCUCAAGUAACGAAUGAAUCAACCGUUGGAUCAAAUGAUAUCGAAAGUAGCACCGUUGCGUCUACCACCGAAACUUUGUUGGAAUCAACCACGAAUGAUAAUGUAGCAUCAGGCAUCGAAAUCGUUUCAACUGAAAACAGUGCUAAAGUGACAGAAUCGAUGGAUGUCUUGGCAGCAAUAAAGGAGAUAAGCACAGAACCAGACUCCGAUGACUAUGUUCCAAAUGUUGGUUCAGUUCAAAAUACCAAUGAUGAUUUUUUGACUACAACAUCCACUGAUAAAAGUGAACCAUUGAGAACGACGACGACAAUGAUGACAACCACAACAUUUGUACAAACAACCAUUCCAAAUGAGUUCACAUCCAUUUCAAAUGAAACGGAAUCGUCGGAAAAUGUCACAACUACAACUGAAUCAACGAGCACUACAAUCGAUUCAAAUAUCUCCAUUUCGACUGAAGAAACAACACAGUUAACGGAGCACAUGAGUACAUCUACUACUGAAACCAGUAAAAAUUUGACAACAGAAAUGCCUGAAAUGACAACAUCACAACCUUUUUCAACAACUAUUGAAAAUGAUGAUUUUCAAUCCAAUGUUGGUUCAAUCCAAAAAAUUAUCGAAAGUGACAGUACUGAGGGUACCAACCAGUCUUUGUUAGAAUCAACAACAAACGAAAAUGUAAUAUCCGAUCUUGAUACAAAUAAUACAUCGACAUUGAAUACAAUUUUUUCCACGACCGAGCCAACAAUUUCACCUACAAUUCUCAGCACCGAUGACUCAUCGCAAUCUAUCACGAUGACUGAACAGAGUACGAUUUCGACUUUAUCAACAGAAGUAGCGCAAUCAUCCGAUGGAAGCGACGCACCGACGGAAGCGAAUGAAAGCACCUCAACUACUGUUUCAAAUUCACCAUCAAACAGUACCGAACACUCUAUUUCAUCUGGAAACAUUUCAAAUGCAUCCAAAAGCAUAACAAAUAGUACGGAAAAUAUACAAAUGACGAGCUCUUCAUCAACCAGUGGAACAGAAAUAUAUUCCGAAAGCGUAACAAAAUCUUCUUCAGAUGUCACCACCACCUUUAAACCAAGCAUAGCAAUAUCAACUUUAGCACCAAAUAUGGAUUUUGGUACGAAUAAGACAAGUCUUGAGAGUCAUUCAUUGUUAAUUUCAAGUGAAAGUCAAGACACACCAACGACUGCUUUUUUUGGUGCCGACCAAACGACGAGCCCAAAUGAUUUAACAACGCUUGAAUCUGACAUUGAUUCAACAACAACUGAAAUGAAUCAACAGAAUUUAAAUGGCACAACUGAAAUCGAAAGUAAAUCAAUACUUAAUGAAAGUACAACUGUCGAUACUGAAAUGAAAUCAACGUAUGAUUCAAGCGAAAUGACAACAAUAUUGAGUACAACACCGAAUCCAACGCAAAGCACAGAUUUGAAUCAAUUGCAAACAUCUGAAACGAGUGUACCAACAGACGCAACCAUACCAAGUACAACCGAAGAUGCAUUGAGUUCAGAACCAAACGUUGGAUCAAUAAAUACUAGAAGUGGUGGAAGUUCCAUUCCAACUGAAAGCGAAUCACCUCCGAUCACAGUACCGCCAAAUGAACAGAGCUCAUCUUCGACUGAUCCAAAUCAAUUUGCAGGAAAUCCAAUCACAACUUCGCAAAAAAGUGACUUGAUCGAUGCUACAAUUUUUCCAAAUAUUACAGAGAGUCCACUAAUCUCAACAUCACCCAAAAGCAAAGAGAUAAACACAGAAACGCAGCCAAUAGACACAUUUGGAGCAACUCAAAAUUCAGAUGAAAGAACGCCGAUCGAAAAUGAGAGCACAUUCAAUUCAAACGAACCUGGUGUACAGAUAGGAACAACAACUGCCAGUCUUUUAGAAAUAUUAACUACCACCCUGUGGCCGACAGCCAUCGAAACAGCAGAUAAAAAUCAAACUACAACUGAAUCGACUUCAAUCGAUAGCUCAACCGUAAAUCAAACGACAAUCGAUGAUGCUGUGUCAACUACAACAGCAGAAUGGCCGCAUGUUCUGGUUAAUAAUUCAUUCAUUGAAAUGGAUGAAGAAAAAGUACCUGCCAAUGCACAGCCCAUUUUAAGCGUGAACAUAAAACGAAACGUUUUUUUCAAAGUCAACUUCACCGGUGCCGAUUGCUGUUAGUAAACGAAAGUAGCCAAGUUUUAUAUAUGACACACUUUCAAACAUGUUUUCAUGUCAGUUCGUUUUGUGCAAUCAAAAUGAUCAAGAAAUAGUUUUAGU